UAGAUCAAUGGAGGCUAAAAUAAAAACUCUAUCAAAGCUAAAUUAAAAAAAAUAUAUAAAAUUAAUUAUAAACUAUAACUUGGAUAAAAUUAAAUUUUCAAAAGAAAAAAAAUAUGUCAAAUGAAAUAUUGUCAGAGAGUGCAAAUGAAUUUCUUGAUCUUGUAGAAACACAUUUAUCUUUACCGAUAUUGAUAAUCAUGGUUUUUUGCACAGCUCAUUUUGUCAUUAGUCACAUUUUAGAAAUUGUUAUGUCAAUAGCAUGUGCUUGGGAAAGUAGCUCUGAUAAUGAGCCAGAAAUAAAUGAACCUUGUCCAGCAUUUACAGAUAAAAUAAAAGGAAUGUUUUACAACUGCAGUUUGAUGCCAAGUGAAUCUGUAAAUGGACAAAGUACUUAUUCAUCACCAGUUGCAACAUCAAGACGUUCCGUAAAUACACGCUCAGAUAUAAGAAGUGUUGAUUAAUUUAAUUUAAUUAUAUAUAAAUAUAUUUUUAAUAUUAUUUUAAAAUUAAUAAUAUUAAUUUUAAUCACAUAAUGAUGAUUGUAUUUAUAUAAAUCACUGGGAAAAUAAUAAUUUUAAAAAUUAAAAACAUUUUUUUCUAUUUUA
Aphidius gifuensis is the source of this 605-nucleotide messenger RNA. RefSeq lists its product as uncharacterized. The transcript is spliced from 2 exons. The record is from RefSeq and is a predicted model, not a curated record. Lineage: Eukaryota; Metazoa; Arthropoda; Insecta; Hymenoptera; Braconidae. The coding region runs from base 114 to 461 and encodes 115 amino acids.